Messenger RNA from Owenia fusiformis, 2323 nucleotides. Lineage: Eukaryota; Metazoa; Annelida; Polychaeta; Sabellida; Oweniidae. The record is from the annotation of a GenBank genome assembly.
UAUAGCAACAAAACAAGUUGGACAUUUUGGAAAGAAAUCAUUUUAAUAUUUUACAAAAUACCUGUUUAAUACAUCAUAAUGCCUCCAAAGAAAGGCAAGAAAGGUAAAAAGGGCAAGAAGUCUGCCAAGGCUAAGACUCCAACAGUUAUAGAUGGCAUCUCAACAGAGGAAAUGUCCAAAGAGCAGUUGGAAGAGCACAUUGUGCGUCUUCGUGAGGAACUUGACCGUGAACGUGAGGAGAGGAAUUACUUUCAACUGGAGAGAGACAAAGUGAACACAUUCUGGGAGAUAACCAAGAGAAAACUGGAAGAGAAGAAGGCAGAAUUGCGGAACAAAGAUAGAGAGAUGGAAGAUGCUGAAGAAAGACAUCAGAUAGAAAUUAAAGUAUACAAACAAAAGGUGAAGCAUUUAUUGUAUGAACACCAGAACAAUAUAUCUGAGCUGAAAGCUGACAGUACGGUAGCUCUGAAGCUCUCACAAGAUGAACAUCGUGGCAACGAAGGUGAUCUCAGGAAAGACAAACGCUCCCUUAAAGUACAGCUCAAAGAACAAGAGCUGGCACAUGAAGAUGUCAUUAAGAAUCUCAAAAGGACUCAUGAUGAGUAUGUUACCAACAUGCGUGGGGACUUUGAGCGUCAAGCACGAGAAAUUGAGCAGAAAUAUGAAAAGAAAAUGCGAGCUCUUCGUGACGAAUUGGACCUUCGUCGCAAAACAGAAAUCCAUGAGAUUGAAGAGCGCAAAAAUGGACAGAUUAAUACUCUUAUGAAGAAUCAUGAGAAAGCAUUUAGUGAUAUAAAGAACUAUUAUAAUGACAUCACUCUAAAUAAUCUGGCACUCAUCAACACACUCAAGGAACAAGUGGAAGAGAUGAAGAAGAAGGAAGAAAGGAUGGAAAAACAGAUGGCUGAGGUGAUGGCAGAAAAUAAACGUUUAAUAGAACCUCUACAACGAGCCAAGGAAGAGGUAGAAGAGCUACGGAGACAGCUUGCCAACUAUGACAAGGAUAAACAAAGUCUUUCGAGCUGUAAAGCACGCCUACGAGUCAUGGAAGAGGAGUACAAAGCGCUACAAUGGGAGCAUGAAGUCUUGGAGCAACGGUUUGAAAAAACACAAAAUGAACGUGAUGAACUUUAUCGCAAAUUUGUCAAAGCAAUUCAUGAGGUACAACAGAAGAGUAACUUUAAGAACCUGUUGUUGGAGAAGAAGUUGACGGCUUUGGCUGAUACCCUUGAGAAGAAGGAGGCUCAGUUAAAUGAAGUGUUGUCUGCAUCUAAUCUUGAUCCCACAGCCCUCACUGUGGUCACUAGAAAACUUGAGGAUGUAUUGGAUUCAAAGAACAGUGCUAUCAAAGAUCUGCAGUAUGAAUUAGCGAGAGUGUGCAAGGCCCAUAAUGACUUAAUGCGAACAUAUGAAUCAAAGUUAAAUCAGUUUGGUGUACCAACAGAUGAGCUUGGAUUUAGCCCUCUGGAGAGCACUGUGGGUGGUCAGACUCUGGGUCAGGGACCCGCAGGACUUGUGUCUGCUCCAUCAUAGUUUUAACAUGCACUUAAGUUUACAUGCCAACCUUUUAAAGCAUGAGAUAUAAUAAUAUGUUAGUUUCUACACUCACAUGGACAUAGUGUAGUCAGAGGAUCAUUUACUCAAACUUCAAGAAAUUAAGAAUUCCUAAAUUAGUUGUUUUUACCAUGGAUACAAUAGAAAGACUACCCUACUCUCCAAAAUAAGAAUUUGGUCUUAAUUUAUUAUGACAUGAUAAAAAUGGAUUUGAUUAUUGACUAUAUGCCUACUUGCAGACUGAUCUAAUCUACUUUGUGGAAUCAGUGACAGUGACAGUAAACCUGGUUGAUUUUUUGGAAUGUUUAUGUUUCAUUUACUUUUUCUGGAUUGAUAAAAAAUAAAGUCAAAGAUUACUGUGCAGAUCUAUGGAGGAGUCAUUGCCAAACUUGGUAGUAAACACCAAUGUUGCAAAAACAUUAAACGAUUCAUAGCAGCGAUGUUUCAGGUUUACAGUUAUAUGUUACAGUAAAAGUUCAAUAUAAGGAUAAAAGCCAUUAAUCAAAUGUAGAUAUACAUUAUUUUCUGUCCAUUUUUGCUGUUUAUUGCAAUCAUUUAAUGAUAAUAAGACAUUCCAGAGCGAUCAUGGGCUUUAAUUCAACAAAGAGUAUAAUAAAGUAAUCAUUUUUAAACAAUUUAAAAUUGUAUAUAUAGUUGUGUAUAUGUAUAUAAAUGUACAAUAAAUUAUAUUAUAGUAAUAACAUGCAAGUCAAAAAUAUUUGCUCUCUGUGAAUGCAGAUUUUAAAAUUAUGAAAAUAAAACAAAAAUU